GGUGACAGAGCAGGUGUUCCUGCUGGGAGACCGGCUGGGAGAUCCUAACGGUCUCCAGCAGCAACAUGGGGCCUACCCGGGCAGUUCCCACCCCAUAUGGCUGCAUUGGCUGUAAGCUGCCGCAGCCAGACUACCCACCAGCUCUAAUCAUCUUUAUGUUCUGCGCAAUGGUUAUCACCAUCGUCGUGGACCUGAUCGGCAACUCCAUGGUCAUCCUAGCUGUGACAAAGAACAAGAAGCUUCGAAAUUCUGGCAACAUCUUCGUCGUUAGCCUCUCUGUGGCCGACUUGUUGGUAGCCAUCUACCCCUACCCUCUGAUGCUGCAUGCCAUGGCUAUUGGGGGCUGGGAUCUGAGCCAGUUGCAAUGCCAGAUGGUUGGAUUCAUCACAGGGCUGAGCGUGGUCGGUUCUAUCUUCAACAUCGUGGCCAUUGCCAUCAACCGUUAUUGCUACAUCUGUCACAGCCUCCAGUACGAGCGGAUCUUCAGUGUGCGCAAUACCUGCAUCUUCCUGGUCAUCACCUGGAUCAUGACCGUCCUGGCUGUCCUGCCCAACAUGUAUAUCGGCACCAUUGAGUAUGAUCCUCGUACCUACACCUGCAUCUUCAACUAUCUGAACAACCCUGUCUUUGCUGUGACCAUCGUCUGCAUCCACUUCGUCCUCCCUCUGCUCAUCGUGGGUUUCUGCUACGUGAGGAUCUGGACCAAAGUGCUGGCAGCCCGUAACCCGGCUGGGCAGAAUCCUGACAACCAGCUUGCUGAGGUUCGCAAUUUUCUAACCAUGUUUGUGAUCUUCCUCCUCUUUGCAGUGUGCUGGUGUCCUAUCAACGUGCUCACUGUCUUGGUGGCUGUCAGUCCGAAGGAGAUGGCAGGCAAGAUCCCCAACUGGCUUUACCUUGCAGCCUACUUCAUAGCCUACUUCAACAGCUGCCUCAAUGCUGUGAUCUACGGGCUCCUCAAUGAGAAUUUCCGAAGAGAAUACUGGACCAUCUUCCAUGCUAUGAGGCACCCUAUCCUGUUCCUCUCUGGCCUCAUCACUGAUAUUCGUGAGACUCGGGAGGCCCGUGCCCUGGCCCGUGCCCGUGCCCGCGCCCGAGACCAAGCCCGUGAACAAGCCCAUGAACAAGAUCGUGCCUGUGCCAGUCCUGCUGUAGAGGAAAUGCCUAUGAGUGCCCGGAAUGUUCCACUACCCGGUGAUGCUGCAGCUGGCCAACCUGAACGUGCCUCUGGCCAUCCCAAACAGGCUUCUGGACAUUCCAGGUCUGCCUCUGCCUACCGCAAGUCUGUCUCUGGCCACCAUAAAUCUGUCUUUAGUCACUCUAAGCCGGCUUCUGGUCACUCCAAGUCUGCAUCUGGUCACCCCAAGUCUGCCACUGUCUAUCCUAAGCCUGCCUCUGUCCACUUUAAGGCUGACUCUGUCCAUUUCAAGCCUGCCUCUGUCCAUUUCAAGGCUGACUCUGUCCAUUUCAAGUCUGCCUCCAGCCACCCUAAACCUGUCACUGGCCACCAUGUUCCUGCCAGCAGCCACUCCCAGGCUGCCUUCAGCCCUGCCACCAGCCACCCUAGACCCACAGCUGGCUACAUCAAGCCUGCUACCACCCCCCUUGAGUCCACCACUGCUGAUAAUACUGAGCCUGCUACCACCAGCCAACUCCAACCAGUGAUCACCAGCCACCCUGAGUCUCCCGCUGCUGACCACCCUGAGCUUACUGCCUCAUGUCACCCUGAGACCACCGCUACCGGCCACUUCGAGUGUGACAUCACUGACCUCCCUGAGCCUGUCUGCAGCCCUGCCAGUGGUUCCCCCGAGUCUGCUGCCAGUCUACUGGAGCUUGCAGUCGCCGCUGCUGCCAACCUUCCUGACCCCACUGUGACCACCACUACCACCAAUGAUUACCAUAAGAUUGUGGUUAUUGAUGUUGAAGUUGAUUCUGAUGAAAUGGCUGUGUGAAAUUGCUCUUAGGGGUGGCCAAGUAGUGAUCCACUUUCACGUUUAUCUAGCAUAUGUAAUUCAAAGUGAGAUAACUUACGGCACCUAUACACAGACACACAGACAUGGACUCACAGACAUAGUGUAAGCUACAUCCACCUUGUAGGCAUACUUCUUCACGUAACAUACUCUGAAAAAGUGUGUGUGUGUGUGUGUGUGUGUGUGUGCAUGCGCGUGCACAUGUGCACACUUGCUAUUUUAGAGAUCAUAUUUCCCCUAAGUUUGACAUCUGUUAUUCUGAGCCUCCCUUUCUUCCUGUAGUUGACCUUGAGCCAACAGUGAUCCUUGAAAUUUUAGACCUUGAUUUUUCCUCACUCCCGUGUCCCCCUUUCUCCCUUCCCCUCAUUUCCUUCUCCUUUUUCCUGCUUUCUUCUCUCAUCCCCCCAGGGUUGGGGGAGGAGCGCUUCUGUAAGUAAAUGUGACUGCAAAGCUUUAUGUUUUAAAGUGUGUGAUUCUAUAUUGUACUUUUAAUGGCAGUCAGAAAGGUAGUUUUGAUAAAGUGCAAGUACUUGAAACAGUUUCUUUUGUAAAUUUCAGCAACAAGAUAUGACCCAUAUCUAAAGAACACAAUUUGAUAAGCUCUUAUUAAAGUGCAUUUUUAUGCCUAUGAGUUCAAAUGGCAAAAGGGAAGAUAUGGCCAAACUGAAUUAUUUUUAAUUUAUG
This is a messenger RNA of Lutra lutra (Eurasian river otter), 2651 nucleotides long. It is a transcript of the gene GPR50, whose product is annotated as G protein-coupled receptor 50. Gene Ontology annotation, biological process: G protein-coupled receptor signaling pathway. Gene Ontology annotation, cellular component: membrane. The record is from RefSeq and is a predicted model, not a curated record. Gene Ontology annotation, molecular function: melatonin receptor activity. The transcript is spliced from 2 exons. Lineage: Eukaryota; Metazoa; Chordata; Mammalia; Carnivora; Mustelidae. The coding region runs from base 66 to 1949 and encodes 627 amino acids.